UUAUAAUCUUUUUGGUAAUCCAUAUUCUUUUUAUAUAUAUUCCACUUUCUAUUAUUUCAUUGGUCUUUCUUAUUGCUUCUCUUGCCUUGUAACUCCAAAAACCAGCUUGGAAAAAAAUACUUGGAGAGAGAAAAAUAAAAAAAACUUCAACUUUUUUUCUCUGUUUUGUUUUGAAAACAAAAAUAAUGGGAAUGGCAGCUGCAGAUCUACAGUUUCAUGUUCUAGCUGUUGAUGAUAGUUUAAUUGAUAGAAAACUCAUUGAAAGACUCUUUAAAAUCUCUUCUUGCCAAGUUACUACUGUGGAUUCUGGAAGUAAAGCUUUGGAAUUUCUUGGUUUACAAGAAGAACAUGAUGAACAGAAUCACCCUUGUGUUUCUCCUAGCAACCAACAGGAAGUGGAAAUUAAUCUUAUUAUAACAGAUUAUUGUAUGCCUGGGAUGACAGGCUAUGAUUUGUUAAAGAAAAUUAAGGAAUCUGCAUCUCUGAGGAACAUACCAGUAGUCAUUAUGUCAUCUGAAAAUGUUCCUUCAAGAAUCAGUAGAUGCUUAGAAGAAGGAGCAGAAGAAUUUUUCUUGAAGCCAGUGAGAUUAUCAGAUGUUAAUAAACUUAAACCUCAUAUGAUGAAAACCAAAUGUAAAAGCCCCAAACAACAACAACAACCUGAGAUAAUUGUGACACAAGACAAUCAAGAAUCAAUAGACAUAACAUAUGUUGUUCCACCAGAAGAAAAUCAAGAAUCAGACAACACAUUACAACAACAGAAAUUACAAGACAACAGUAACAACAACAACAAGAGAAAGGCCAUAGAAGAAAAUCUAUCACCAGACAGAACAAGACAAAGAUUGAGUAGCCUCACAACAGUCUAAUCUCUGUUGCAAAUAUGUUAACAUUUUUUUUUCUUCUUCAAUUUGGAAAUUUAAUCCAGAUAACCCCUUUUUGUUUUUCCUUUAUUCAACUUUUUAUUUAAUUAACAUAGUUUAGGACAAUGUGAGAUCAAUCCUAAUGUAGAGGGGAAGAGAAAAUCAUCCAUCUUUAUAACAUGAUGUGAUCUCCAAA
Messenger RNA from Solanum tuberosum (potato), 1056 nucleotides. RefSeq names its product two-component response regulator ORR9-like. The record is from RefSeq and is a predicted model, not a curated record. The coding region runs from base 186 to 866 and encodes 226 amino acids. NCBI's taxonomy places the organism in Eukaryota, Viridiplantae, Streptophyta, Magnoliopsida, Solanales, Solanaceae. Gene Ontology annotation, biological process: phosphorelay signal transduction system; cytokinin-activated signaling pathway. The transcript is spliced from 5 exons.